Molecule: messenger RNA, 276 nt
Organism: Cavenderia fasciculata
Lineage: Eukaryota; Evosea; Eumycetozoa; Acytosteliales; Cavenderiaceae
Exons: 1
Coding region: 1-276 (91 amino acids)
Source: RefSeq, a predicted model, not a curated record
AUGCAUAUCGAUCUUUCAAUUCUAACAACACUAUUUAUAAUACCAAAUAAUCUUAAAAAUAACAAAAAUAAUGAUAAUCAAAAUAUAAUACAAAAAGGUGGAAAGAAGAAGCCAUUAAAGCAACCAAAGAAGGACUCUAAGGAAUUGGACGAAGAUGACAUUGCCCUCCAACAAAAGCUCAGAGAAGAUGCCAAAAAAUUAAAGGAGAUGCAAGAUCGUGCUAAAGCUGGUGGUCCACUCUCUGGUGGAGGCAUCAAAAAGUCUGGAAAGAAAUAA